Molecule: messenger RNA, 4947 nt
Organism: Tachysurus vachellii
Lineage: Eukaryota; Metazoa; Chordata; Actinopteri; Siluriformes; Bagridae
Gene: znf365
Product: zinc finger protein 365
Exons: 5
Coding region: 357-1409 (350 amino acids)
Biological process (GO): regulation of DNA strand resection involved in replication fork processing; regulation of double-strand break repair via homologous recombination; telomere maintenance
Cellular component (GO): centriolar satellite
Source: RefSeq, a predicted model, not a curated record
UGUGUACACCGUAGCACAGAAACGGUUGUAAUUCCAGUGCUUUUUUGUUAGGCUCUCCCGUCUGUUCCAGAAUGGAUCGACCCGAUUGCCUGUCGCACUCUGAAUGCUAAUGACUUCUUCUAAGCAAGGCUGAUCAAAUCACUGUAGCUGACCCAGAGACUGGACAAUUUCACUGUAUCGGGGAAAGGAGGUUAGUGUCGUAUUUGUGUUCGGAUCGUUAUCGAAGAUCAGGAUUUCAGGAGUGAUGUCUGUGACACCUUUAUCACAGCAGGCUAGCUGAAUAAAAACAAGCAUCACAGCCAGUCAGCUACAGGUCCAACAGAUCAUCAUCUGAAAAGGUGCUUCAGAAGGUUGACAUGCAGCAAAAGUUGUACACACGCAACACAACCUUAUUUGUGGAAAAUGGCCAGGCUUGUGGUGCAGGUGCUCCAUCUCCACCCCCGUACAGAUGCCCCCGAUGCGGAGAGCACGAGCGCUUCCACAGCCUGGCUGCGUUACGGGCCCACCUCGACUACAACCACACAUACGAUCCAAGGCACAACCUCAGCCUUCCUGCCAGCAGGGGGUACUUACGCUCUGACAGCAAAAUAGCCACUGCUGAGGCACAGACAACAAAGGACGCGGGCACUGACACGCGUUCGCACCAGUUCCCAUUCAGCUCUGAUCCCCUUCCACAUGACCAGACAGAAGACACGUGCCCAGAACAGCCUGCUUCCCCAAAGAAAAGUGCCGCUGGUGGGGAGUUGUCCAUUGGCACCAAGCUCUUCUCUGCUCCAGUGCCCUCGGUGGGGCAGAGGCUGGAGGGCAUGAUGAGGACGGCCAGUAGCAGCAUGGAGAGACGGCUGCUGCGGCUCAGCUCAGAACUGGCCCACACCGACACAGCACUUCUAUGUGAGCGUGCACACUCGCACCACCUGGCCCAGGAGCGGCAGGAAGUGCUGGAGAGGGAGCAAGCUCUUAGCAGACAGGUGAACGCCGCUGUCAUGGUUAUCGCCACUCUGCGCCAACAGCUCAGCUUGUCCGAGCAUGAGCUGGAACGGAGGGAGCAGGAAGUGCUUGCUAUUCAGAAAUUUCUGGAAGCAGCAGUGCAGCAUGAGAUGUGCGGGAAAGUUCGUUUGCGGCGGUUCAUCGAGGGCCUCCUGCGACGCAUUGCCCUGGCUGAAAGGCUGCUGGAGUAUUACCAGAAUACUCCCCAUGAGCACUACUGCACAGCCCACACGGUGGGUCCUUUAGCUGAGGCAGGUCCCCAAAGAAUAACUAAAAGCAGGUCUACAGGAGAGCAACUGGUCCAUGAUGAGGAAAUGUCACAUGGGCAACAGGCUGGAUGGGGAGCAUCCCGGGCAUCUGGGGAGAGACGGGGUCGUUCUGGCUGGGUCCAGAGCAGGAGGUCAGAUAGUUAUGAGGUUUAGGUGUUUGGCUUGAGCCUUUCACUGAAUGUACUGUAUAUGUUUCAAAUGUAGUGCAUUGAAAUUGUAUUUUAAGCAAAUAUAUAUAAAGAAAAUCAGCAUUAAUGAACAUAUAACAUUCCUGAAAAAAAUCUGACAUGGAUCUCAUAUGGAGAGAUCCUUUUCAGCGAAAUGUGGAAAGGCAGUUCAUCUUGGUAGCGCUCUUAAUCUUACCUGAUUGGAAUAUUGUUUAGCUCAGGGUCCUGUAGGGUCCUGUAGACACUCAGCUGUGUCUAGUGACGGCAUGUUACUGUUCUGAUCAUCCGAAAACUCGCCCUGUGGAGUGCCUUUACACUCCUUCUGUAGUGCUGCUAAGGUUCUAGGAUACUGCUGACGUUGUGGACACAUGGUAAGACUGCCCUUUAAAUCUAAUAAAUAAUGACUACCUGAUUCAGUAGUUUACAUUCUGAAGAAAUGCAGACUGAUUCUAUAUUAUUGGAAUUGAACGUCUGUUUAGAUCUAACCAUUACUCAAAUUAAUUCAGUAUUGCGGUUCGGUGCAUAAGUAUCCCUCUGCACUUAAUUGGGAUUUUAUAUCAUGAAUCUAUACUAAAUUGCUCAUAUUUUUGAAGUGGGGGGAAUAGAGUUUGCCAUAUUAUUUGCAAAGUGACUUCCACCUGUGGACAAGUGCCAAUAUCAAUACACCUGUUCUUGAAGGCCACAGAGAGAAUAAUACCUAAAUAUGCAGCUGAUGAAGACCAAGAAUCGAUCAAUUCCAAGACAAAGAUUUAGUAGUAAAAUAUCAAUCAGAUUUUGGUUUACAACAUAACCACCUCUCUGCUAAGCUAAGACCCCCCAACACUAGUCUCUGCUCUGAUGUUUGGUGGAAACCCAACACUGCUCAUCACCCUGAAAACACCGUCCCAUGGUGAUGGUGGCAUCAUGUUGAGAGUUGCACUUAGGCUCUUGGUUACAUCUCUGACCCCUUUCACAUUCACUGACCUUUUGGUGGGCCAAUACCUAUAGACAGGGUCACAGUUUUCACUAAAACCUUUGUUUUCAGGUUGACUAUCUGCCCAAUAUUCUCAUUCUCACAAUAUCUCAAGAACGAGUACAUGUAUGUAAGCAGAUGGAUUGAUUAGAUUUUGGAAUUGAUCCAAACAGUGUCAAGGUCAUAAGAACAUACUAAGAUGCAUGAAAUAGUUUUUCUUUAAUAGCUUUCUUCCUGUUAGUCUAAUUGGCAAUGGAGGCAUCCCUGUCGACUAUGUUGGCAUAGAGUUCUACUUGUUUAAUGUGCUCUGUGGGAUGCUAAAAUUUUGGAAUAAUUUUUUUUGAUUGUUCCUUGGUCUUCAUGGUGCUGUUGGUUUAGUCAUGUUUUUCAACAAGCGUUUAAAUGAAGAGGUGUAUUUAUAUUGAGAUCGCAUAAAGCUUUACUUGUGCACGGGCAGACUUACACAGCUGAUUGCACCUGAACUAAUUUAGGGGUUUCAGAUCAACAUUUGUUUUUAUUUACAAAUAAUUUUGCAAACUAUGUUGGGAAAAGUUUAAAGGGGGUGAAUACUUAUGCAAGGCCCACUUAAAAACUAUCAUGCAAAGAAUUUAUUCAAUUUAUGUAUGUUAGUUGAUGACACACGCUACAAGAUAAUGGUAAUGCAAAACAAAUGCUAAAUUUGUUGUGUUUGUUUUCUUCAUUUUAAGGUGCUGUUGCACACUGUGAAUGUUUGAGAUAUUGAUAUUAUCUGAAAACAUUAAUACAUUUAAUCAGUAUUUUAGUGGUGCCGUUGCCUGGGGCUGUAUACCCAUGUCACAGCCAGUAUUAUCAUAUCCAGAAUCGUCUGUGCUGUGUCGAAUGCCUCCCAACAGUAGCCAGGGUCAUGGAAAAUUCCACAUAACAAUAUAUAACAAUAAAAAUAUCUUCUUGUCAAUAUUAGCUCAGCUUGCUUUUCAUAUAAGCAGAAAUGUGAGUGGGUCAGACAUUUUACACUGCACUCUGAACUCUGAACUCUGAAAUGACAGCAACCUGAGAAGUAGCUCAUUUUAAGCUCUGUUUUAAUACAUUUAUGUAGCAAAUAUUAGGUUUGGCCUACAGUAGCCUACAUGUUGAGUUAAAAAAAAGAAAAAUUUGUUCUUUAAAAAACAAACGUUAUCACUCACUUUAUUGUAUUUUCCAAAGUAUUAAAUAGUUUGCAUAUUGUUUCAUAGUUAUUGUGAAAGUUUUUGUUGUAAAAAAAAAGAAAAUCGUAGAUCUUAGAAGUUAGAUCUUGGUCACAAGUUAUACACAAGUUGUACACAAUAAUCUUAUCCUUUUCCACUUGAAUAUCAAAUCUCUUUACGUACUGAGUACUUUUUUUCAUUCAAAAUCUAACUUCAACAAUUCUACUUUGUUAUAUAAUUUAGGUGCCAGUGCAGUUACAGAACAAAUGAAUGAUUGUCAAACCUUGGUGUGAGGAUUGGUUAUUCGUUUAAAUAGUUAACUUAUGAUUACCCAGUUCCUAACACUUGCACUUCAUAACAUUUAAAAUUGCACUUCAUAACAUUUUGAAUAUCUUUUUUUGUAUUUAAAAAAAAAAUUACUGUGAUUUUGCAAUAUUACGUUGAAGUUUCUUAAUUUUUUCAGGCUGGUUACAUUUUAAAUUUAAGGUGCUUCUUUAACAUUACAUAAUUAUUAUUAAUACGUAAUAUGCUUACAGUGCACACAGUGUAAAAUGUUGAUUCAUUUACAGGCUCUUAUCUAUUGCAGAAUGCUGAAUAUAACUGGUGUCAUGCAUGUUUGUUCGUUCGUUUGUUGAUGCGAGCACUGACUGAAAUCAGAAUGGAAUUAGAUUUCUUAAUUCUUUCUUCACUAUAAAUAAUAUUGUUAACACCGACUCAGAUACUGUUGGUGUAGAAGUUAAAAAGCAGAAAAUUGUCACACAUAUUAGCAUUUAUAUGUUCAAAUAUGUUUGAAGAAAAAAGUGGUGUUCAUUCGCUGUCCAGUGCUGUGCAUUAUUCCACAGCUCUAUACUGACUCUUGUUUAGUUGUUCGUAUCUCACUCCUGUUUGUUUUUCCUGUCAAUCACUGAUUAGAAGCUCUUUUCUGUGAUUGCUCUACAGCUGGAAAAACCCUGCAAUAGCUUUUAGAGAACCCGAGGUCCACCCGUUGUAUAUUGUGUGAGCAUGCCGUAGGUGUAAUGUAACCAGUGCAAUAUGUGAGACUAUUUUUUUAGGAGAAUGCAGUGUUUGUAGUAAGGCCCAUGGAUAGAAAGAUUGUGCAAUCAUCCAAUGUACAGUAUUUAUAAACAAAAUAAUAGUUUGCUAUGAAGGACAAUCAAAAGUUGGAACUGAUUAAGUUGUUUGUUUCAUGUUUCUGGAUUAUUGUUAGAAAUCAGUCUCUUUUGACUUUCACUAAUUUUGAAUGUGCCAUGUUUGUUUCUGUUAGAGAUGUUAAGCUUUGUUUCCUUAGGUUAUAUAGCCACUGUGUGUGCCUUUCUCUUGAACCCUUGGUAUCAUUACACAUGCAACACUGUGAAGUCUUGCAAGAUUUGUGCUCUUGAUCAGUGUGAUGUUCUAAAAAUGUGAUUAUU